CCGUCAAGUUUCGACAGGUAAUUGUACACACCCUCCUCUGCGUGAAACAGGUGAUAGAUAAUAAGGAAGUCGCGGAACCUGCCUCCGACCGCCAUCGAAAUGUUCUAAUUUGCGAUUUUGACAAGCAUGCCAAGUCUUUUUCAGAACAUCCAGUAGUUUACCGAAUUAUUAAUAUUUUCGGUAUUUAUAAAGGGACAUGCGGCUCUUCAGAACUUGCGCUUCCGUGCUCCUGGGAAUUCUAACUUCGCUGCUUUUCAACCGGUCAGAAUGUCAGCCUGCGACCGUCAACCCUGACAUGGGCACCUCCGCGAGGGUGUCCACGAGCAGUCCACUCCCUCACCCCACUAACGGUUCCCUCUCUCAGUCCACAACUGGCCCUCUCCCUCAGUCCACCACCAGUCCUCCUCCACCUCCUCCAUCUCCUCCUCCUGAGUCUGUGACGACGCUAGAACCACGGGAGGAUGAAGUGACCACAACUGUGCCAAUAGCUACAACCAGUCCACCGACCAAAAAGGGUAGGACCAUGUCGGUUACCCCUGACCCCAACACCAUCGUCUUCAUCAGGAGGGACGUCAAAGGCCCCAACUGUCAAGUGUGUGUAGGGGAGGAUCCUGACAAGACCUGCAACGCCAAAGAGCUUGUUCUGAGAGACGCUUCCAUCACCUCGGUGAGCUUCACCUGCCUCCGGCCACAAGACGUCUUCAAGGUGGAGAUCAACAGGGAAAUAGACUGCACAGAAGUCACCUGCAGCAACAACAUCGUCCGGACAGAGUCCCUCCUCUUCCCGGACUUCAACAGAACCUUCACCUGGGACCCGAAGAUCAUGGUAACCACCCGGGCCUUCCAGCUGGACUUCCCAGAACCAGGAAUGAGGCAGAUUCCCAAUUCCGAAACUUGUCCCGAUGAGCACAUGUACCACAUCAUCGCGUACCAGCGCACAGGGCCGGCCACCAUUGGGACCUUCUGCCGCGACGGAGGCAUCACCAGGAUCCAGGUGCUGUACAAGGGGCGUGUGUCCCUGGAAGUCCCUGGGGACAGGAAACUGGAGCCUGUGGACUUCAAGGUCUCUGUUGGGCCUCAGGCUGAUGUGCUGGCCACGAUCCAAGUAGCUCUUCCUCGCGGUGUGUCCAACACGGACUUCAUCUCAGCCAACUAUCCCAAGGACUUCCCGAGUCAGCAGAAGAUGAGCUGGGACUUCCUGGUUCCAGGAAUGCACAGCUACACCAUCAUCUUCCCGGACGUCACCUCGCCACAGUGCCUCAAGAACCAGGUGGGCGUGGAGUACCUGACGGAGGGCAAGAAGGCUCCCGACAGGACCGCCCUGAUGGACCCCCAGCCUGCUCAUCGCCAAGGCAACUUCGCCAUGACCCUGCAGAACUGCGAGACCAACCGCACGGUACAGGGCCUGAGACUGAGCUUCAGGAUCUCUGUGAUGAGGAGUGGACACCCAGUUCUGUGCACGGUGGAUUUGACGCAGAAGAGAGGUCUGACUCUCAGCAUUGCCAAGAGGGGCUCGGAUCCCUACUGUGAGAUGAGUAAGGAUUCUGUGGUCUCAGAGAAUAUCACCAUUCCCUCAGGGACAAAAGCCAGCCUGUCCUUUCUUGACUGCCCCAGUGAAGAUCUGUUUCUGACAGCCACCGAAACCAUAGUGUGCAAGGCCAGGUCAUUGUGUCCUGACGUGGUCCUCGCUAUCCCUGGCCUGGACACCUGCCUCCCCAUGCCCCUCCAGAGCUUCAGCUGGGAUCUCCAGGUCCCGGUCAAAGGCACCGUGGGGCUGCAGUCUCCCGAAGGAACCCUCCGGCAUUCCUUACCGGGGCAGGAGUGUAACGGCACAGUCUCCCUCUUGUUGACUGAGAAGCACGGGGUGUCCAUGGGCCACUUCUGCCCCGGAGGCAUCAUCAGUAAAGUCCAGGUCCGCUCCAGUGUGACCGUCACGGCCUCGUCCAAGGACCUCAGCCUGGCACGCAGGCCGCUGCUCAACGCCACCUUCACCGAGGAAAUCUCAGACAGCAUCAUAUACUCGGUCAGCCCCAGGGUGGGCGACCCUUCCUUCCUCGCCACCCCCAACUGGCCCGGGGGCAUGGCCCCCUCCUCCACCAUCGCCUGGAUCGUCUCCCUGCCCGACCAGUGCGAGGCCGACCUGCGCUUCAUCAACAUCAGCCAACCCAAGUGCGAGGAGACGCACACCUGCAUCAGGGUACAGACCCUGGGGUCUCUGGAGGAGAUGCUGAGCCGGAGGGAGGACGAGGCAGCGGCCGACAAGCUGCUGGUUUCUGGGAGCUUCUACCUCAAUAUGACCAACUGCCUGGUCAAGGACGGCCAGUUCAGCGUGCUCACUAGAGUCACGGUGCAGAAGAAGAGCAGUAUCCUCCUCAGCAUCAUUCUGGGUUCUGUGGGAGCGCUGCUGCUCCUCCUCAUAGCCCUGGCUGUGAUCUGCCUGGUGAUAAAGAAAAGGAGGACUAUGAUAAAAGAGCCGUCCAUCUACAUCGGGAAAGGCAACAUCUUCCUCCCUGGCGACGGGAUGUUUCCUAAAACCCGCGCUGACAACGAUUCCCACGUCUACGCCUCCAUCGACGAGACCAUGGUCUACGGACACCUGCUUCAGGACCAAGGUUACAUGGAAAACAUCCAGGAACACAUCCAGGGAAUACCUGUGGACUCCUACCGGACUUUCACAGGUCAGGUCGACAUACCCCCGGUGAUCCUAGCGACCAGCCCAGAGCAGGAGCUUGACCAUCGGCCGGAGAAAGACAUUUACAGACCCUUCCUGGACCCGGCUGAGAGCUUUCACCCCGCCAGGCCCAGGACCCCCAUAGGGCGUCAGGACAGCCUGGGGUUCGAGGAUCGCAGGAUGGUGGACAAUGAGCUGUACACGUUCAAGAACACUGGGGAUAUAAACAAGAUCCGUCUGUCGGCGGAAUUGCAACCAGAACCAGGGGUGGACGGCCAGGACUUGGACUGGGAGGACUCGAUGUAGCGUGACGGUUUGGGGGGGGGGGGGGAAUGGAACGCUGUUACUCAUUCACCUCCCACCGGCUGCGGAUCAGAACCAAACGGCAGUUGGUAUCCUUUCAAAUACUUUGUUAGUAUUUGAAAGGAUGAGGGACUGGAGGGUCGAGUGGGUGGGAUUAAGCAUUUUUUGGGAACGUUUCCACUGGUUUUGUUAUUGCAAGGCAACCUCAGUCCAGCACCGACAUGACAUGUUUUCAAAGAGUGUCAAGCGGUGUCUGGCGAGAGGAAAGAUGCUGCAGUGCCUUAUGGCGACUCAGGGACACAUCUACUGCAUCAGGACGAUUAACUGCAGUUUUUAUAAGUAAACUCUGCCACAUUUCUGUUUUUAGAUACCUAGUCUAUUUUUAUUUUAUUUCUUAUGUACAAUGGUAUGUUUUGUAUAGUUCACUUAACUAGCCUACCUACUUCAUGUUAGUGAUUCCUGGAGUGAUUUUGUUUGUAUUUCCUUGAAAUGGAUGUAUUGUGCUGUAGCAGAGUACUUUUUAUUGACACCAAGUGAUUUUAAAUGGCAGUGUUUUGUCUUGUGCUCUUUUUGGUAUCUGUAAAUGUUUUCUGUUUGAAACUAAACUGC
Messenger RNA from Osmerus eperlanus (European smelt), 3583 nucleotides. It is a transcript of the gene cdcp1b, whose product is annotated as CUB domain containing protein 1b. NCBI's taxonomy places the organism in Eukaryota, Metazoa, Chordata, Actinopteri, Osmeriformes, Osmeridae. The transcript is spliced from 14 exons. The record is from RefSeq and is a predicted model, not a curated record. Bases 197 to 2977 code for a protein of 926 amino acids.